AUGUCGGUCUUCAAUGGGAUGAGCUCCAACAUAAUUACAGUAUCUAUAACUUUAAGUCUUCUUUAUUAUGCGUUAAAGCAAACCAAGCUUUACUUCACGAGACGCCAAUUCCAAAAAUCAAACGGUUGUCAACCCGCUCAAGUAAAAUACCCUCUGAAAGAUCCAAUAUUUGGCCUCGAUUUAGUAUUAGAUACAAUCCAAAACGCCAAAAAUCUACGACACCUCGAAGGAACUUGCAAGCGUUAUGAGCAGCACGGAACAACCUUUACAUCCAAACUUAUUACGUAUCCCACAGUCUUCACAAUCGAUACAGAGAAUGUCAAAACCAUUCUUGCAACAAAAUUUGAUGAUUUUCGGCUCUCGUCUAUUCGAGUCGAUGCAAUGAAACCCGUAUUCGGACAUGGAAUUUUUACGACUGAUGGAAAAUUGUGGCACAAAUCUCGCGCACUCCUUCGGCCUACUUUUGCGAAAGAAAGUAUUUCUAACCUCGAGGUUGCCGAGACACAUUUCCAACAUCUACUAAAUCGUAUCCCUCGCGAAGGGUCUACUAUUGAUCUACAAGAUCUCUUCUUCAAAUUCACCAUAGAUACAGCUACCCAGUUUCUGUUUGGACAUUCCGUCAACUCUCAGUCCAAUUCAGAUCAUUCCUCGGGUGGUGUAUCCGAUGCAGAUUUUGUUGAGCAGUAUACGUAUACCCAACUCGAAGCAUCUCAUAAUGUACGACUUGGCCCACUUGCACGAUUUCGAUAUAACCCUGCAGCCAACAGGGCUCAGAGGACCGUUUUCAAAUAUGUCGAUCAUUACAUAGAUGCAGCUCUCGAUGCGCUUAAGAAGGAUGAAAACAAGACCAAAACAAAGGAUGUCAACUCUGGCCCCUAUGUUUUUCUUGAAGAAAUAGCCAAGUUGACCACAGAUCGACAGGUUCUGCGGGAUCAGGUAUUGAAUACUCUUCUAGCGGGCCGAGAUACAACAGCUAGUUUACUUAGCAAUCUUUUUUUCAUGCUAGCGCGAUAUCCGGAUGUAUGGAGAAGGCUACGAGCUGAAGUGAUGGAACUUGACGGUCAGUUACCGACGUAUAAUGAUCUGCGAAACAUGAAAUAUCUACGUCAAUGUAUUAACGAAUGUGCUGAUCGAAUAGCUCUCCGUAUCCAUCCCGUAGUCCCUGCAAACACUCGCGAAGCCGUCCGCGACACUUAUCUUCCACGUGGUGGGGGGGAAGAUGGCCAAGCGCCGCUAUUCGUUAAAGCGGGUACCCAGGUUCUAUAUAGCGUGUACUCGAUGCACCGUCGUAAAGAUCUAUUUGGUGAAGAUGUGGAAACUUUCCGUCCAGAACGCUGGGAUCAUAUACAGCCAAAAUGGGAAUUUCUGCCAUUCAAUGGAGGGCCGAGAAUUUGUUUAGGGCAACAAUUUGCAUUGAUCGAAGCGUCGUUUGUGAUUGUAAGAAUGUUGCAGGAAUUUGAAGAGAUUGAGCCAAGAGAUGAAAAGCCAUGGCAAGAAGCAUAUACUCUGGUUGUCUGUUCGCACAAUGGGACACAAGUAUCGUUAAAGUGCGCUGCAUAA
Botrytis fragariae is the source of this 1560-nucleotide messenger RNA. RefSeq names its product putative cytochrome p450 alkane hydroxylase protein. The record is from RefSeq and is a predicted model, not a curated record. NCBI's taxonomy places the organism in Eukaryota, Fungi, Ascomycota, Leotiomycetes, Helotiales, Sclerotiniaceae. The coding region runs from base 1 to 1560 and encodes 519 amino acids. Gene Ontology annotation, molecular function: heme binding; iron ion binding; oxidoreductase activity, acting on paired donors, with incorporation or reduction of molecular oxygen, reduced flavin or flavoprotein as one donor, and incorporation of one atom of oxygen. The transcript has 4 exons.